CUCCUUUAUCCAGGGAAGACGAUGAAGCUGUAGAGAUGCUGCCUUACGUCAUUGCCACCCUGGGCUCAGUAGGGGCCCCUUGCAAAACUCCCACAUGCAACAACAACAACAGCACUACCAAGGACUACUGCUACAGUGCACGCAUCCGCAGCACUGUGCUGCAGGGGCUGCCCUUUGGUGGGGUGCCCACUGUCCUAGCCCUUGACUUUAUGUGCUUUCUCGCACUGUUGUUUGUCUUUUCAAUUUUACGUAAAGUUGCUUGGGACUAUGGACGCCUGGCCCUGGUGACUGAUGCUGACAGGCGCCGACGCUGGGAGACGGAAAGAGAGGAGCGGGAAUACAUAGCCUCCGCCCUGCAUUCUGACAACCAUGACCGCUAUGAGCGCCUCACCUCUGUAUCCAGCUCUGUGGACUUCGACCAGAGGGACAAUGGUUUCUGCUCCUGGCUGACGGCCAUCUUCAGGAUAAAGGAUGAUGAGAUCCGGGAUAAAUGCGGGGUUGAUGCAGUGCACUACCUGUCCUUCCAGAGGCACAUCAUUGGGCUGCUCGUGGUCGUGGGUGUGCUGUCUGUGGGCAUCGUGUUACCUGUCAACUUCUCAGGGGACCUGCUAGAAAACAAUGCCUACAGCUUUGGGAGGACAACUAUCGCUAACCUGAAGUCUGGGAAUAACCUGCUGUGGCUGCACACCACGUUUGCUUUCCUGUACCUGCUGCUGACAGUGUACAGCAUGCGCCGGCAUACUUCUAAGAUGCGCUACAAAGAGGAUGACUUGGUUAAGCGAACUCUAUUCAUCAAUGGGAUCUCGAAAUAUGCUGAGCCAGAGAAGAUCAAGAAGCAUUUUGAGGAGGCCUAUGCCAAUUGCACUGUCCUGGAGGCCCGUCCCUGCUAUGAUGUUGCUCGACUGAUGUUUCUUGAUGCAGAGAGGAAGAAAGCUGAGCGUGGGCGAAUCUAUUUUACCAACCUGCAGAGCAAGGACAACACCCCAUCCAUGAUCAACCCCAAGCCCUGUGGCCACCUGUGCUGCUGUGUCAUCAGGGGCUGUGAGGAGGUGGAGGCUAUUGAGUAUUAUACCAAGCUGGAGGAGAAGCUCAAAGAUGAUUACAAGCGGGAGAAGGAGAAGGUUAAUGAAAAGCCUCUGGGGAUGGCCUUUGUCACCUUCCACAAUGAGACCAUCACAGCCAUAAUUCUCAAAGAUUUCAACGCUUGUAAGUGCCAGGGCUGUGCAUGCCGUGGGGAGCCCAGAGCGUCCUCCUGCAGUGAGUCCCUCCAUGUCUCCAACUGGACUGUCAGUUAUGCUCCUGACCCACAAAACAUCUACUGGGAACACCUCUCCAUCCGGGGCUUUGUAUGGUGGAUCCGCUGCUUUGUGAUUAAUGUGGUCCUCUUCAUCCUUCUCUUCUUUCUCACCACUCCUGCUAUCAUCAUCACCACUAUGGACAAGUUCAAUGUCACCAAGCCUGUGGAGUACCUCAAUAACCCAAUCAUCACGCAGUUCUUCCCCACCCUGCUGCUGUGGUGCUUCUCUGCUCUUCUGCCCACCAUUGUAUACUACUCUGCCUUUUUCGAAGCACACUGGACCAGGUCUGGAGAGAAUAGGACAACCAUGCACAAGUGUUAUACCUUCCUAAUCUUCAUGGUCUUGCUGCUGCCGUCACUGGGCCUGAGCAGCUUGGAUGUAUUUUUCCGCUGGUUGUUUGACAAAAAGUUCCUUGCUGAAGCUGCUGUGCGAUUUGAGUGUGUGUUCCUGCCAGACAAUGGGGCUUUCUUUGUCAACUAUGUUAUCGCCUCUGCCUUCAUCGGGAAUGCCAUGGACCUGCUGCGCAUCCCUGGUUUGCUCAUGUACAUGAUACGCCUCUGCCUGGCCCGCUCGGCGGCCGAGCGGAGGAACGUCAAACGACACCAGGCCUAUGAGUUCCAGUUUGGGGCUGCUUACGCUUGGAUGAUGUGUGUCUUCACUGUAGUCAUGACAUACAGCAUCACCUGCCCCAUCAUCGUCCCUUUUGGGCUCAUGUACAUGCUGCUUAAGCACCUGGUGGACCGAUACAACCUGUAUUAUGCUUACUUGCCUGCCAAGCUGGACAAGAAGAUCCAUUCAGGGGCUGUGAAUCAGGUAGUGGCAGCCCCCAUCCUCUGCCUCUUCUGGCUUCUCUUCUUCUCCACAGUGCGCACAGGGUUCCUGGCACCCACUUCCAUGUUCACCUUUGUGGUCCUCGUAAUCACCAUUGUGAUCUGCCUGUGUCACGUCUGCUUUGGGCAUUUCAAAUACCUCAGUGCUCACAACUACAAGAUUGACCACACAGAAGUGGAUGCCAUGGACAACAGGCAGAACGGGAGACCUGCUACCAAUCUGCCUGCUCCCAAAUCAGCUAAGUACAUCGCCCAAGUGCUGCAGGACUCCUCACCAGAGGGCGAAGCAACAGAGUCAGAGGAGCAGGGAUCACAGGAUGAGGAGCUCAUCAAUGCAGAUGGCAUGAAUGACACAGAUUUCCAGUCGUGUGAGGACAGCCUGAUAGAGAAUGAGAUCCACCAGUAGGGACCUCAAAGGGUGGGAGGGGAAGGAGGCCCAGCAGCAGGGCAGGCUGUGUGCACAGAGACCUGGGAAGAGGUACCUGAGGGUGCUGGCUACUGCCCUCACCCUCCCGCCCCCAGGGCCGCUGCCUUCAGUGAGGGCAGGGGCCCUGCUGCAAGCUCUCCAUCUCCCUGCCCCUCCACCCCUGCGCCAGCCUGGCUGCUCGGCAGGCAUGCUCUUUACUAGCUACCUUCUUCAACACAUCUCUGGACCCCAGACUCCCAGAGGCUGGGGAGGAGGGGGACCAUAACCCCCUGCGGUGCUGCCCUGGACCUGCAGGGAGGAGGAAAGCUGAGUGCUUUUUGGGAAGGGGCAGAAGGGGAACAUUUGGGGUCUUCUGAGCAGGCAACUGUAUCCCCUGUCUUGCUGGUGGGAAACACUAAUAAUUUAUUAGAUUUACAAGAAGGUGAUAAAUUAAAAACUUCAGUCAGUCCAUUGGAAACCCCACCCAGGGACGGGUUGGCUUUUGUUGCACCUUCUGUUCCUGUGUGUGCCCUUUCUCAACUGCUUCCAGCAUCCAGUUGGUGUGGCAUCCCAGGGGCCUGUCCAGGCGCAGGGGUGGUGACAGCCUUCCCCCUCACCACAGGGAUGGUGACAGUGACAGCCUGGCUUUGCGAUCAAGGGUGGCAUCAUGCUGGGGAAGGGGCACUGGGUUGGCAUGAGCCAGACAGGCCCUUGCAGGGUGAGGGGUGCUGAGGGCAUUUCUCAUGAGCAGGAGGCGGCGCAGGCAGCCUCUCCACCAGGGGCACAGGCAGGGGUUUGCAGCAUCGUUUAAAGUGGCAUUUUACUUUGCACAUUUUACUCCACUUUCAAACAAAUCAAGCAGGGUCAGGCUUGGGGGUGGGGGGGUGUUGUAUGGGGGUCUCCUGGGUGCCAGGGAGAUGGAAGAAAGGGUCUUAGGCUACAGGUCCUCAACACCCUGCAAGAUCAGCACUGCUUGGUUGCAGUGAGGCCCCAUGGGCUUCCUUCCCCAAGCUGUUGCAGGGUCUUCCCCAGCUGAGGUGGUCAGAGAAGGAGGAAGCCCUUGGGAGAGCAGCCCCUAGGAGCUGUCUCCAGCCAAGACCACCAUCUUCAGGAGCACAAACACCUCAUGGGGCUGUGCUGCUUUUCUUCACCUGCCCUGACUGAUGUAGGCUCCCCUGCCUGAGAGGGGGGUUGUUCCUCCCCUACCUCUUGCCCUUGCCCUCCUCCCUGUUGAUAGCUCUGUCCCAGUGGCAGGCAGGGAACAGGAUGGGUGGGAGAGGUGGACUGGAGCCCCUGGCACAUGGAAGAAGGACUGACCCUGUUUAAAGACACUUUGUGAGGAGGUUUCUGGUCAGUAUCAGUUGCCCUCAAUUGCUUCCCCCCUCCCCUUGUGUAAAAUAUAAAGGAAAAUAAUAAAUCCCUCUACUAUUUAGCUAUAUUUAUUUCCCUUAAGCCCUGCCACCAUCCUGUUUGGUGCUCAUUACGGACACGAUCACCCUCCCUUUGCCUGUCAUCUGUGGGCACUGCACCAGCUCCCUGGGGCUGUGCCCUCCAGGGCCUGAGAGGCCAGGUGAAAGGGGAAUCACCCGUGCUGGCCCUAGAGCUCCAAGCACUUUAAUCAACCAGAAGUGAAGUGUCAGCCCUGCCCACCUCAGCUGCCAGGAAUGGUGGUUACAUGUCUUUUCUCCCCUGUGCCUCCCACUAGAAGAAAGGAGUCAGACCCACAGAGAGCAGAUGGGGGCUGCUUCAGAGAGGACAUAGCUGCCUUUCCUGUACGAGACCUCUAUAGGAAUCCCAGGCCUGGAGAAAAGGGUGGAUGGAACAGAAGAGAUGUGGGUCUUCAGUGCAUGGGGAGGGCAGGCCACACCAGCUUCCAGGGCUUGGUUUGGGCUGGAGAAAUGGGUCUGAAGGGGCAUGCGGAGAGUUGCCCAUCCCCUCCAGGUAGUGGCUAGGAAUGAAAUGAGCAUGUGAGCUGAGAGUUUCCAGUCCGCUUGCAGGCUGGGACAGGAGCGAUGGUGAUCCUGUUUCCCUAUUCUUGCACCUACCUACUGCCCUUGCUUCUGGUCCAGCAGGUGGGCUGGGAUGCUGUGGUCUCUGUAGGUAUGGCCAUGCUCUGGGGCUGCCACUGCAGCUGUCAGGGCCCUGCCCACAGAGAGCUGUGUGUUCUGAGUGGCACUGUCUGUGUAGAGAUGUGUAUAAUACCCUGUAUAUAUUUGUGUACAAAAGAAAAAAGAAAAAAAUGA
Molecule: messenger RNA, 4777 nt
Organism: Cyanistes caeruleus (blue tit)
Lineage: Eukaryota; Metazoa; Chordata; Aves; Passeriformes; Paridae
Source: RefSeq, a predicted model, not a curated record